UCUUUGUUGAUCAUGAGCCAUGGCGAAGGAUUUUUAAAAAUGGGCCCAGCUCACAGCCUCCCUUUGCACCUUCCUCUGGUGAAUUUAUUUAUCUUCUUGCCUCUUCGUUGUCCUUGAUCCAGAACAGCCCGACUUUCAAGCUUUCUCCUGAGCAAUAAUCGAACAAUCUUCCAAGUUCUCACAGCUCUCGCACACCACCUCCUUCCUUCAACCCUUUCUUAUCCUAACCUGCCAUGGCACCCUCUGCCAUCUAUGGCCUGGACGAGCCCGAUGGCCGCGCUCUCGAGGCAAUUUCGGAUGCCGUUGACGAGGUCAAUGUCCUGAAAGCCCAGGCCAGCCAGAGGAAAGCGGAGCUCGAUGCCGAGUACGACGCAGAGUCGCAGUUUGACGCAGCCAAAGACAAGAGCCAGUUCCGGCAAUACGAGGCGGCGCAGGACCGGGUGCGGGACUUCUACCGCGAGCAGCACGCGAAGCAGACCGUGGCGUACAACCUCGCGGCGCGCAACCGGUUCCACAGCGCGGCGCGGGUGCGGCCCGAGCUGACAGUAUGGGAGGCGAUGGAGAAGUUGGACACGCUGAUCGACGAGUCGGACCCGGACACGUCGCUCGGCCAGAUCCAGCACCUGCUGCAGAGCGCCGAGGCGAUCCGGCGCGACGGAAAGCCGCGCUGGAUGCAGCUGACGGGGCUGAUCCACGACCUGGGCAAGCUGAUGCUCUUCUUCGACGGCGCGCAGGGCCAGUGGGACGUGGUGGGCGACACCUUCCCCGUCGGGUGCCGCUUCGACGAGCGCAACAUCUACCCGGAAGCCUUCGCCGCCAACCCGGACUCGGCCGACCCGGCCUACUCGUCCGAGCUUGGCGUCUACUCGCCCGGGUGCGGGCUCGACAAUGUCAUGAUGUCGUGGGGCCACGACGAGUACCUGUACCGCGUUGUCCGCGACCAGUCGACGCUGCCGCCAGAGGCCCUCGCCAUGAUCAGGUACCACUCCUUCUACUCCUGGCACUCUGGGGGUGCGUACACGGCGCUCAUGGAGGAGAGGGAUUGGGACAUGCUCAAGGCUGUGCGGGCGUUCAACCCGUACGACUUGUACAGUAAGAGCGAUGAUGUGCCCAGCGUGGAGGAGCUGAAGCCGUAUUACCUCGAGUUGAUUGACGAGUUCUUCCCACAGAAGAAGAUCAAGUGGUGAUGUCGGGGUUUGCAGAGGGAGUGGUGUGGUAUGAUUGGUAUUUUUCAGCGGUUGCUCAUGAUGUUUACGAACAUCUUUAGACUUUGGGGGAAAGUUGGCUUUUGAUAGAAUUUAUGCUGUUUGAUAUUUG
This is a messenger RNA of Phialemonium atrogriseum, 1317 nucleotides long. RefSeq names its product inositol oxygenase. The coding region runs from base 234 to 1187 and encodes 317 amino acids. Lineage: Eukaryota; Fungi; Ascomycota; Sordariomycetes; Cephalothecales; Cephalothecaceae. Gene Ontology annotation, biological process: inositol catabolic process. The transcript has 2 exons. The record is from RefSeq and is a predicted model, not a curated record. Gene Ontology annotation, cellular component: cytoplasm. Gene Ontology annotation, molecular function: inositol oxygenase activity; iron ion binding.